UCACAGCGUACGAAAGAGGGACAUCGAAUUUGAUAAAAUUGAAUGGUGCUAGCUUUGUGCGUGUUCCUUUGUUAUUGAUAAAACAGACUGUUGAUGUCUCAUUGUCCGAUGGUGCUACUGGUGGUGAAGUAAAGACCUACUAUGCAACUCUUUCUGUCAUCAACCAAUCUCCAAAUGAUGUCCAAAUCAAGUAUACCGUAAACGGACAAGAGCAAAGCCAAGACUUUCCAAAAGGAGCCGCAGGACAAUUCGAUGUGACAAUCCAGAGCAAUUCAGCGCCUGGUGCAAUUGAAUUCAAGGCAUUCCAGAAAGGAACCACAACCGUUUUGAAAAUGAAUGGCAAGGAAAGUGUUAUGGUGACACCAACAGAGACAAAAUCUCCAGUAUCUAUCACAAUCGGAGAAGGAGGUGCUACUGGUGGUGAAGUAAAGACCUACUAUGCAACUCUUUCUGUCAUCAACCAAUCUCCAAAUGAUGUGCAAAUCAAGUAUACCGUAAACGGACAAGAACAAAGCCAAGAAUUUCCAAAAGGAGCCGCAGGACAAUUCGAUGUGACAAUCCAGAGCAAUUCAGCGCCUGGUGCAAUUGAAUUCAAGGCAUUCCAGAAAGGAACCACAACCGUUUUGCAAAUGAAUGGCAAGGAAAGUGUUAUGGUGACACCAACAGAGACAAAAUCUCCAGUAUCUAUCACAAUCGGAGAAGGAGGUGCGACUGGUGGUGAAGUAAAGACCUACUAUGCAACUCUUUCUGUCAUCAACCAAUCUCCAAAUGAUGUGCAAAUCAAGUAUACCGUAAACGGACAAGAACAAAGCCAAGAAUUUCCAAAAGGAGCCGCAGGACAAUUCGAUGUGACAAUCCAGAGCAAUUCAGCGCCUGGUGCAAUUGAAUUCAAGGCAUUCCAGAAAGGAACCACAACCGUUUUGCAAAUGAAUGGCAAGGAAAGUGUUAUGGUGACACCAACAGAGACAAAAUCUCCAGUAUCUAUCACAAUCGGAGAAGGAGGUGCGACUGGUGGUGAAGUAAAGACCUACUAUGCAACUCUUUCUGUCAUCAACCAAUCUCCAAAUGAUGUCCAAAUCAAGUAUACCGUAAACGGACAAGAACAAAGCCAAGAAUUUCCAAAAGGAGCCGCAGGACAAUUCGAUGUGACAAUCCAGAGCAAUUCAGCGCCUGGUGCAAUUGAAUUCAAGGCAUUCCAGAAAGGAACCACAACCGUUUUGAAAAUGAAUGGCAAAGAAAGUGUUAUGGUGACACCAACAGAGACAAAAUCUCCAGUAUCUAUCACAAUCGGAGAAGGAGGUGCUACUGGUGGUGAAGUAAAGACCUACUAUGCAACUCUUUCUGUCAUCAACCAAUCUCCAAAUGAUGUCCAAAUCAAGUAUACCGUAAACGGACAAGAGCAAAGCCAAGAAUUUCCAAAAGGAGCCGCAGGACAAUUCGAUGUGAAAAUCCAGAGCAAUUCAGCUCCUGGUGCAAUUGAAUUCAAGGCAUUCCAGAAAGGAACCACAACCGUUUUGAAAAUGAAUGGCAAGGAAAGUGUUAUGGUGACACCAACAGAGACAAAAUCUCCAGUUUCUAUCACAAUCGGAGAAGGAGGUGCUACUGGUGGUGAAGUAAAGACCUACUAUGCAACUCUUUCUGUCAUCAACCAAUCUCCAAAUGAUGUCCAAAUCAAGUAUACCGUAAGCGGACAAGAACAAAGCCAAGAAUUUCCAAAAGGAGCCGCAGGACAAUUCGAUGUGACAAUCAAGAGCAAUUCAGCGCCUGGUGCAAUUGAAUUCAAGGCAUUCCAGAAAGGAACCACAACCGUUUUGAAAAUGAAUGGCAAGGAAAGUGUUAUGGUGACACCAACAGAGACAAAAUCUCCAGUUUCUAUCACAAUCGGAGAAGGAGGUGCUACUGGUGGUGAAGUAAAGACCUACUAUGCAACUCUUUCUGUCAUCAACCAAUCUCCAAAUGAUGUGCAAAUCAAGUAUACCGUAAACGGACAAGAACAAAGCCAAGAAUUUCCAAAAGGAGCCGCAGGACAAUUCGAUGUGACAAUCCAGAGCAAUUCAGCGCCUGGUGCAAUUGAGUUCAAGGCAUUCCAGAAAGGAACCACAACCGUUUUGAAAAUGAAUGGCAAGGAAAGUGUUAUGGUGACACCAACAGAGACAAAAUCUCCAGUUUCUAUCACAAUCGGAGAAGGAGGUGCUACUGGUGGUGAAGUAAAGACCUACUAUGCAACUCUUUCUGUCAUCAACCAAUCUCCAAAUGAUGUGCAAAUCAAGUAUACCGUAAACGGACAAGAACAAAGCCAAGAAUUUCCAAAAGGAGCCGCAGGACAAUUCGAUGUGACAAUCCAGAGCAAUUCAGCGCCUGGUGCAAUUGAGUUCAAGGCAUUCCAGAAAGGAACCACAACCGUUUUGAAAAUGAAUGGCAAGGAAAGUGUUAUGGUGACACCAACAGAGACAAAAUCUCCAGUUUCUAUCACAAUCGGAGAAGGAGGUGCUACUGGUGGUGAAGUAAAGACCUACUAUGCAACUCUUUCUGUCAUCAACCAAUCUCCAAAUGAUGUCCAAAUCAAGUAUACCGUAAACGGACAAGAACAAAGCCAAGAAUUUCCAAAAGGAGCCGCAGGACAAUUCGAUGUGACAAUCCAGAGCAAUUCAGCUCCUGGUGCAAUUGAAUUCAAGGCAUUCCAGAAAGGAACCACAACCGUUUUGAAAAUGAAUGGCAAGGAAACUGUUAUGGUGACACCAACAGAGACAAAAUCUCCAGUAUCUGUCACAAUCGGAGAAGGAGGUGCUACUGGUGGUGAAGUAAAGACCUACUAUGCAACUCUUUCUGUCAUCAACCAAUCUCCAAAUGAUGUCCAAAUCAAGUAUACCGUAAACGGACAAGAACAAAGCCAAGAAUUUCCAAAAGGAGCCGCAGGACAAUUCGAUGUGACAAUCCAGAGCAAUUCAGCUCCUGGUGCAAUUGAAUUCAAGGCAUUCCAGAAAGGAACCACAACCGUUUUGAAAAUGAAUGGCAAGGAAACUGUUAUGGUGACACCAACAGAGACAAAAUCUCCAGUAUCUGUCACAAUCGGAGAAGGAGAUGCGAUGACUGGCCAUGCCCAUAACACAAUUCCUGGGCAGCUGUUUGCCAAUUUGCAUAUUGGAAAUCAUGCUGGAAAGAAAGUGACCUUAGUUUGGAGUGAAGCGGAUAGCCCAAAAUCAAGAGAUAUUGAGGAUGGUGAAAGUGUUGAUAUAAGGAAAACAAUCCCAGCGGGUGAAGGAGGUGUUACAGGCAAACCAUCUUACGAUUUUCAAGUUAGAGAAUACGACACUGGUAACAAUUUGAUGAUCAAUGGUGAUAAAACAUACACUGUAACAACUUCUGACGAUCCACAGAGCAUUCAGUAUGUUGAAAUCACUGCCCAAGAUUCAAACACACAAUUUAGACAAGCUGCAUUGCCAGAGCCAAAUACAUCAACGAAAACAUAUCUCAUCAUCUUGUUUGAUAACCAGCUUGACAGAACAUUGAAAAUUGUUCCAUCCAGAAGCAGCCGUGGCAAAUACUUUGUUGAGCCACGGGGAUACUUGAUGGUCAAUAUCACAAUUGACAGUCAUGAUCCUUUUGAACCAAUUUUAUUUAAAGCAUAUGACCAAGAAAAAUCGACAGAGGUGCUGCUGAAUAACAGCUUAACUAUCAAGUUAAAUCCGUCUGUUGACCAAAGCAUUAUUCACAACAUUACAUUAACUCCUCAAGCCUUGAAAGUUAUCCCUAGCCAUUCGUACGCUCUACUUGAAGUCAAGGAAAACGUAAUCCCUGGAAAUCCAAACCUGAGCGCUCAUGGGGACAUUAAAAGUGUCACUGGCGGAGGACUAGAGCUUGACGGAGCUUCAACGUGGAUUGACGGACACUUCAAAAGCACCGACUGCCUGCUUGACCCAGGUCUUUGCAUCGACGGGUUCUCAAUUGCUGGAAAGUUUAUGUUUGAAGAAUCUGCUAAAGCUUACACUGACGCUCAUUACGUCAUUGAUACUGGUGCCCAUGGUGGGACUUCGCGUGGUAUAUCGGUUUAUCUGAAGAAUGGAAAACUUCAUUUUCAAUUAACAACAAGCGCCAAAACCUGGACGGCGGAAACAGUAAUAUCUGCUGCUGAAUGGGUAUACAUCAUUGCAACCUGGAAGCCAGAUCUUGGGCUCUUUGUUUAUUUCAAUGCACAAUUAAAGGCCACCGACCCAUCUGGGACUGCAAUGACGGGAACACAGCUUAUUGAAGCGAAUCCAAAUUUCAGCAUUGGCCGUAAUGUUCGCGGACCUUCGUUCUACUAUGCCAAGUUCUCAGUUAGCUCCUUCACAGCUUUCAAUAAGUUUGUACCAGAGUCAGACGUCACGAAUGUCUACAUAUUUUUCUGGAGUAGCUAUACUGCCAAAGCCUAUUCAGCUAUUCUGCGUGUGAACAAUGACGCUGGAAGAACCGUCAGGCUAACACCGGACAAAGGACGUGCAGAAGGAUUCAUUGUGCAACCAGAUAAGCCAUUAGAGAUCACUUUAAUUGAUCUGUCAACUGACGGAAAAUCCGUUGCACCGGUCUACUUCAAUGCAACUGACGCCGAGACUGGUUUGCUUUUGCUUGUCAACAACAACAACCAGCCAGUGCCAAUUACACCUUCAGAGAGCCAAUCUGACUAUACCGAUAUAGUUAUAACUGUACCAGCACCUGGUGUUAACCCUGCUUAUAUAUGGCCAUUGAACACAGUAAGAAACGGUCAAAUUCCAACCAAUCCUCCUCUGAAAACCUACGGAAAUAUUCUAGUUUCUGGCAACAGCCUUGUGUUAGAAGAUGAAUCUGCUUACUUGAAUGCUGGAGAUUUCCAAGGCCAGUGUUUCGCAAAUCCCCUUCUCUGUGAAAACGGGUUUACAGUCGGGUUGAAAAUCAAGUUUGAUGACGGAGCAAAGGAGUUCACCAAGCCCCGAUAUGUUAUUGAUACUGGAGGUCACAAUGGCCAAGGGUUCACAAUUUACUUGCAGAGCAACAAACUCUACUUUGAAGUUUCAUACAACAACAAAAUGUGGCGGGUUGAGACAAAUAUCAAUUUCAAUGAUUGGCUAUUUAUUAUGUUGACAUGGAAAUCUGACCUCGGUUUGACCGUAUUCCUGAAUGGUGCUGAAAGAGGCAGUGUAAGAGACCCAAUAGAAAGCCAAGGUCACACUGCAGAGAAGAGCAGUAAUUUAGUUUUAGGACACAGCAAUCUGUUGUCUCAAAGUAAAAGAGCAGCGGAUAGUUCUGCAAAACUGUUCAUGGCCAUCUGCACGCUGUUUGAAACACAUAUAAACAGGAUUGAUGCUACAAAGAUCUUCGUCUACUAUUGGGGACACACAACAACAAUAUCAGCUGAUCGUUACAUUAAUGUGAACUUUGAAAACAAAGCUGGUGUGGAUGUCAUCCUAUUCCCUGAUAAAGGCGAGCAUCGCACCAACGGAUACCCUAUAAAGCCGUCAAUGACUCUGGAAUUGAGACUGGUUGAGCAAGGAUCACAGACGAAUUUCCCUGUUACGUUUCUUGCUAAAAAUUUAAAAACCGGUGAAAAGUUGCUGAUUGAAGGUGAAACAACUUAUGUAGCAACGCCAACAGAAACUUCAGAGCCGGUCCUCGAUGCUUUGAUAACUGCUGUCUUGUCCUGUCCUGAAGAAAAUGGGGUGUUCUCGGAUGCAGCUGAUCGAUAUGGUUUCAUUUCGUGCAACGGAGGAAUCGCCCAGAAAAAGCAAUGCCCAUCCAACACUAUAUGGAAUGACGAAGCCAAAGAGUGCAGCAAGGAAAAACUUGGUGCUAAUGGAAGUGGUGAGAUGAGAUACGCAAAAGUAACUUUCAGCAAUUUGGCUGGAUCGACUGUAGUUAUCACCGCUGAAACGAAUAUCCCAAUGGCAAAUAAAGAGGUAGACUUGUACCCAGGCUCCCAAGCAACACUUGAAAUUCAGUCUUCUAUCAAUGAGCCGGUCACAUUCACUGCAAAAACCAAAGAAACCCAGGCUGUGGUUGAAUUGAAUGGUCAGACAUCUUUUCAAGUGCAGCCAACAACAGAUCCAAAUUACAAUGUAUCUGUGUCAAUGAACAGUGCUGAAGCGAAACACUAUAAUAUCACAACACUGACUGGUGUGGGUGAAACCGCAGGAACGAAUGCCAAAGUAUUUGUCAAAUUAUUUGGAUCACUGGGAGAAUCAGAAGAAAUUGAACUGAAUGGACAGGAUGAGCAAGUAUUCAGGCCUGGAGAAAAAGACGUAUUUCAAGUAGAGACUGGAAGUCUUGGUGAGCUGCAGAAAAUCCAAUUGCGUUCGGAUGACACCGGAGAUAGCCCAGACUGGCUCAUCGACAAGGUAACUGUAAGUGAUCAAGCUGGAGGCCAGUUCAAUUUCCCUGCUAAUGUUUGGCUCUCUAGUGACCCAGGAAAAAACCUGAUCGUCACCCUGGCUAAAGAUCUUGGAGCAGUUGAUUCAUCUGGGGGUACAGCAAAUGCACCAUCAUGGAAGACAGCAAACAUCGAAUUAUCUAACAGCCUGUACAAGACCGUAAAGCUUAACAUCUCAACACAAACGAAGAACUUCAUCAUUUCCCCUGGAGAGGACAGCUUCAAGCUGAAGAUAUCCUCAACUUCCAACGAGGCAAAAAUAACCGCAGAGGAUGCUGAUAAUCCAGGAACGUCCUUUUUGUUGAACGGCCAGAAAGUCUUCACAGUUGGUCUGAGUAUGGUGGGCACAGAUGUGAAAAUCACCAUUAGUGACCAAAAAGAUGCAACAUCUGCAUCGACAGGAUCUUCAUUGGGAGUAUCGACAUUAAACAAACUUCCUCUGACCAGCAACGUGGCUCCGCCUUCUUCUGCAAGCACUACUACGAAUCUAGCUUCAGCUUCCCCAUCAAAUAAUAUUGCAUUGAAUUCUGGGACAACAGCAGCUAGCAACACAACAACAAGAACUACAGGAAAAACAGGACCAACCAUUACUUUUCCUGUAUUAAAUAUGGCGGAUCAAGAUAUCACAGUCAGAGAAAUAAGUGGGACAAAGCAGACAAUCGAUAUCCUCAAUAAGGAGAAAGGUCUGGUUGCCAUGACAUUGUCCAAAGAGAGGCCACCACUUAAGUACGUAGCUGUCAGCAAGAGCGGUAGUGACAAGUUACUCAUCAGUGGACAAAAGGAAUAUGUACUUGAUCUGAAAACUCUUGGAAAUGUUGGCUCGUUCCCUGGUCUCUAUGUUCAUAAAGAGGGACAAGAUUGGAAAACACUUGUGAAUGGACAAGAUUCGAACAAGAAAACCUUCCAUUUUGCUGCUACUGAUAUUUCCGGCGAGGGACUUGUCACAAUAGAAGAAUCGGCUAUAACAAAGCUUAGAUUUGAUUUAAUGAAAGGAAGCAUCUUGCAAGGUGGAAUCUCAGCAUUUGGAAUAAGCGCACCCUUUCAACUAAAAGCAACAGUUAAGAAGACUGGAGAAGAGUUGCUGAUUAAUGGACAGAGGAAUCUUUCUGCAAGCCCAAGCAAAGAUUCAAGUGAUAUCGUUAAUCUUGUCGUACACAAAGCCGAUCAAGAUUGGCAAAGCGAGGUAUCCGGAGGUCAUUUCGGUCUUACGGACAUAAUGACGUCACAAUUCAUCAUCAUGAACAUGUUGCAUAAAGACAUAACUGUGGAGGAGACCUCAUCGGGGCAGUCAGUUGAUGUGCAGCAAAGUGAAAUGAUGCAGAUUGCAAAGUCUUCAAGGGGCAAAAAGGAUGCUUUCAAGUUUGAUGCUUUGAUAAAAGAUAGCAAAAAACAAGUUCUAAUCAACGGGCAGUCUAUCUUUACGCUGGAUAUUAAUGAUCUGUCACUGAUGAACAUCCUUGUUGUUCACAAUGAAGGUCAAAACUGGCAGCAAAUCCAAUCGUCUCUUCUACAAACAGGAAGCGGUGCUCCAGAGUCACUUGGUGAUCUUAUUGCAAACCUUUCAAAUAACACCUCAGCUGAUUAUGCUAGUGCCCAGAGCCAAACAAGCUCCCAGCCACCAAAAUACCAUCUCCAGAUUACAGCUGUAAACAUGCUGCAAAAGGACACUAUUGUCUUGGAGGAAGUGACAGACAAGAAAGAGAAUGUCGACAUUCCAGGCAAUGCAACAGCCACUCUUGGCUUGCUUAUAUCGGGUGGAACACAGCCAUUGCGCUUUAAGGCCUCGGUGAAAUCAAAUAAUGAGCCUCUUUUGGUCAAUGGUCAAAAGGAAUUGCUAGUAGACCCUAAAACUGCAAAAGGGUUGGAGUCAAUAAUUGUCAUUGGUAGACAAGGAGACUCUUGGGAUGCAACACGUGUGGCGACAUUGGAUUUUAUUGGCACAGAAAACCAAGGUCUGGUGCAAGUCAGUGAACCAUCCGAAUACGAUAAUGCCAAUGACGCCAAGGCCCUGCAACUGAAAGUUAUCAACAAAGCUGCCACGAACAUUCGCAUACAAGAAAUUUCAAGUGCUGGCCAGAGACUUGAUGUACCAAAUGAGGCAACUGCAACGCUUGGUUUCUUAAUUAGAGCCAGACAAGAGCCUCUGAAGUUCAAGGCAUUCGUAAACGGAAGUGGGGAAGAGCUGUUGUUAAAUGGACAGAAGAUACUUCCAAUUGACAUAGACGCAACGGGAUUUAGCACGAUCAUUGUUGUACACAAGCCUGGGUUUCAAUUUGAGACUGCAAGAUAUGAAGAAUUCCGAAGAAUGACCCAAUCUAAUGAACAGCAGAAGACGGAGGCAACGUCUACGGCUUUGACUGCUGGUGAAAACAUCCAGAGUGGGCAAAGUACACCCGGGUCUACUGAUUACGGAAAAACCAAUAGCCCGAAUCAACAAAUAAAUUCUGGUAGUAAUAGAGUUUCUGGCCCUGUACCUUCACAAAGUGGUAUGCUGUCUCCGUCAUCGAAUGCAGUGUCCUCUUCUCAAAGUUCAUCCCCAGCAAGUUCAAGAGGUGAUGCUACCUCAAAGCAACAAUUCAUGCCGGAGAAGAUAGAUUUUAUCAUUGCUAAUGGAGCUAAUGGCUUUGUAUACGUGGAAGAAACGUCAGGAACUUUUCAGCGCAUAGAGCUUCCAAGAAAAGAUAUUUUAGCCAAUCUUACAGUGAAGGCAAAAUCAAGGUUCGCUCCACUGAGUUUCAGAGCGACAAUGAAAGACAGCAGUCAGGAGCUAUACAUCAACGGUAAAAGUGAGCUGGAUGUUUCACCUGAAGCAUUGUCGCCAUAUUGGCUUGUCAUCCAUGCUAAAGGUCAAGACUGGCAAACCAUUCGGAAAACGCUAGAAGAAACCAAUGGAUUGAAAGUCGACUUAUCCCAACCAGGAGUAACUAAACUCACAUCUAACUCGAUUCCAUCGCAGCUUAGAAUGAUACCCGUCGCAUUUAAUAACAUUGCUGGAAAGGAGGCUGAAAUUUCAGAAACGACUGGAACUUUAUAUAAAACGGCUGCGAACCCGAAAACUGCUGGCAUGUUUGUUCUCCCAGCAACCCCGAUUGGAAGGUCGAAGCCUGUCAAAUUGCGAGCUAGUGUCAAAGGGUCAGGGGAGAAGCUGCUCGUUAAUGGAGAGGAAGAAUAUCCGAUCGAUGUUAAUGCUGCCUAUGUUGUCGUCAUAAUACAUACAGAGGAACAAAGAUGGGAAUCUGCCCGAAAGAACUUCCAUUACGCAACUCUUGGAAACUACGCUGACAUUGCAGGGAAUGGGCUUGGAAAUUUUGGUGGCUCAGACAUUAAAGUUGGUGGCCAAACUGAAAGCAAAGCGACACAGGAAACUGGCUCUCAUCUAAAUGAUUCUAUGGUUGGAAGUGGUCAGGCUCCAACGAGUGCUAUCAAAACAGCAACGAGCAAAAUACAAAACUCUGCUGGUGUUGACGUCGAUCUGCGUUUAAAUGGAAAGAGUUUCAAGAAUGUGCCUGCUGGUGCCACUGGGACUGUAUCAUUUUCUUUGACCGGAGCGACUGUCCAGUUUGAAGCAGUCGCAGUUAGAGAUGGAACGCAAUUGCUAAUAAACAACAAAGAGGUCUUGAUUAUCAAGGAAAAUGACCAGCCAACUACCAUAGUGAUUUCGAGCCAAAAUAGUUCUCAGCUGACCAAUGAGCAACUAUCUGAAAGUGGAGAUCAAUCAGCAAUGAAAUACGGCAAAGUAAACUUCAUAAACCGAGCUGAUAAAGAAGUAAAGAUUUUUGAAGUAUCUGGUAUCGGAGAACCAACGGUGCUUUCGCCCAAUUUCAUAAGCACAUUUUUCUUGAAGUCACCUAAAGAAUCUGCCACCUUCAGGGCCAUUGAUCCAAACAGCAACGAAGCAUAUCUACUUAACGACCAGCCUUCUUUGGAGAUCAAGCUGGACCAGAAUCCACGUAUCGAGACCGAAGUUCAAGUUACUGCACCAAAAACCCUAGCAAAAUCUGCUGCAAAGAAAGCUGCAACAUGCCUAGCUGUUACUGAGCGUGGACCAUGCUACAGUGCAUUGCAAUAUGAAACACAAGUUGAAGCAGCAGAAGGCAAGAGCGAAACAUGCAAAAAGUAUCUCGAGGAAACACUCAGCAAGUGCGCCCAAAAGAACGUAUCGCAAGGAAUUGAGGGAUGCAAAAAACUCUGCAAUUCGAAAGACAGCGAUGUGUGUGAAAGAAUAUGGAGUCCGAAAUCUUGUUCUUCGUCGAUGGUGCGCUAUAGUUUUAACCCCGAGGCGCAAACAUGCCAAUCAAUAGAUUACAAUGGUUGUCUUGGAAAUGAAAAUAAUUUUGCAACUCCUGAAGAAUGUGCCAAGACUUGCUUGCCAGAUGGUGAAGCAAAGAAGCCUAAAAGAAGUUCAUUCGAAAGAAAAAUGAGGAAAAUAUUGAUACGAAACAGACUAAUAAGGCCUGCAAGACAAUUAGAUUCAAUAGAUAGCAAUUUAGUAUCCAGAAUACUAGCUUAUUGAAAAAGAUAUAUAAUAUGAAGUUCUGUAAUUUGUGGUACUUAUAUGUGAAAUUAAAAAAAGUUCUAGCUUACGUUAAAGAAGAUUUAAGUAAGGAUACGUGAACCUUCUAUUAUUCAAAGUAUCGAAAUUGUAGACUGUAAAAUCGGGCAUAUACUGCCUGAGGCUGUAGAAUUCAUUGCCUGUUAGAUUCAUUCACAAUUGUUUAUCAGGUAAAAUAAACAUAUAAAUGGGGUUUUUGAAAAUAAAGCUCUUUAAAGAUUUCUUAUUACAUUUCAAUGAUAAAAAGGAAUUUUCAAAUACUACAAUGUUCAUAAGCAUUUGUGAGGCAACUCUCCGGUAUUCUUGCGCACGUACACAUUUCAUAGCACCAUCGGUAUUAAAGCUUUUUUUUACAAAACUAAUAAAAUACAAAGACAUGACGAAUCCGUUUAAAUCCAUAGAAUCUCCUUAAUUAUGAUGAUUCUCCUUGAGUAUAUUUUUUCUCGCAUUAUUCAACUGAAAGAUGUUUCAGUCCAGAAAUUAAAAUUAUUAAAGUGUAUUUGUAAUUAUGGUAAAACAAAACGAAUUUAUGAAUUUAUAUGCUAAAGUAGAUAUAACAACUAGUAUGUUUUAUGACAAUAUAUAAUAGAGAGAGUAUUUUUAAUAAAAUAUGUAUUUCACUGCGUAAAAACUCUUGUGAAAAUCUCUUGUCUUGUCGUUU
Rhopilema esculentum is the source of this 11592-nucleotide messenger RNA. The record is from RefSeq and is a predicted model, not a curated record. Lineage: Eukaryota; Metazoa; Cnidaria; Scyphozoa; Rhizostomeae; Rhizostomatidae.